UAACCCCUUUAUAGACAUAUAGGACUUUGUCUAUCAUACCGGUGUUAUUAAUUAACUGUUAAAACAUACAACAAAGUUAGUGCUACAUUUAUCUCCUUUGCUGUGGCUUCCAGGCCUGUUGAGAAAAUGCUAAACAUGUGCCUGUAACAGCAGCUGCAGGCCCCAUGCAUGUUGUUUGGAAUCUGACUUGAGCACAGAGUCACCGUCAGCCCUAAAAAUAACCGAACGACAGCUAGGCCGUCCCAAUGACUUGGCAAAAGCAUUUCGCCAUGCUGCCCACUCCAUGUUGAUCUAACCAGCUCCUCAACUGCAAACCGCUUUUUUACUGGAAGGAUGAGCCAUUAUUUCCAUUCUCUGCUUCUGUGGUAAACUCUCAAACUCAGUUUUUGACCACCCCUGCUGAAUUUGACCUACUAUUUUGAUCUAUACUUGACCAUGGUGCGCAACGUGGAUGACCUGGACUUCUGCCUGUCCUCCCAUCCUCAGAGCAUCCUGGAGGGCUUACGUUCCCUCUGCUCUCACCCUAAACUGGUCGAUGUAACACUGAGCGCGGGCGGGCGGGACUUCCCCUGUCACCGCGGCGUGUUGGCCCUCUGCAGCACUUACUUUCGCUCCAUGUUCUCAGGGGACUUUGUGGAAAGCAUAGCCGCACGCGUGGAGCUUCAUGAUGUUAAUCCUGAUAUACUCAGCUUCUUACUAGAGUUUGCAUACACAGGCAAACUAACCAUCAACCAGAGCAAUGUGGAGGGGUUAAUCUGCACUUCAAGCCAGCUGCAGUUCCAGACCGUGAGAGCCGUGUGCAGUCGAUACCUCCAGCACCAGAUUGAUGAAACCAACUGCCUGGGAAUCCUGGAGUUUGGGGAAAUUCAUGGCUGCCCUGAGGUGAUGGCCAAAGCUUGGGCCUUCCUCUUAGAGAACUUUGAGGCUGUACAACAAGGUGAGGAGUUUCUUCUGUUGGGAAAGGACAGAUUAGUUGCCUGCCUGUCUCACGAAGGACUACAAAUCCGAUCUGAAUGCACCCGUGUGGAGGCCAUCCUGAAAUGGGUCAGCCACCACAAGGAGUCUCGGCUCUGCCACCUCCCUGAACUCCUUAGCUUGUCCCGUCUCUUUCUACUCAGCCUGGACUACAUAGCUGACACCCUUCUGAAGGACAGCCUGGUGCAGGCCUCUCCCAGCUGCAGAGAGGCUGUGGAAAGAAUUCACAGGGAGAAAAUGGAUUUGGCACCAGAAUAUAUGGACAGACCCGACUCUCAGAGUCCACAACCGAACCUGCAAGAGGUGCUGUUUGUAAUGGGAGGACGUUCACUGGAUGACUCGGACGAUGAUGACUCAGAUGAAGAUGAGGACAGAGACCCAAGACUGCAAAGACUGCUGCUCAAGAACUGUGCCUUCUACAACACGAAGACAAAACAGUGGCAUGAGCUCCCUAAUUUCCCCAACCCAAACAAGUGGGGUUACUCCAUGGUCUCCUUGAACAAUGAUGUGUAUGUCUCAGGGGGCUCGCGAGGUUCGAAUACCAACACCUGGUCGACCACAGAGACCUGGAAGUACAUCACAAGAGAGGGGAGGUGGGUUACUGUGGCACCCAUGCUCCGACCUCGGACUAACCACACGUCUGCAACGCUCAACGGGGAGAUUUACGUCAUUGGAGGUACAACAGCAGACCAUGUUGAAGUUGAGCAUUACGACCCUUACAACGACACCUGGGCCUUGACGUGCCCUGCCUUAAAAUAUGUGACCAACUUCACCGCCACAGCGUGUUAUGGGAAGCUCUAUGUGAUUGGCUCGUGUGCUGUGAAGUACAAUGCUUUGACCAUGCAGUGUUACAACCCUGUUAUAGAUAGCUGGAUCAGCAUAUGUUCACCAUUCAUCCCGAAGUAUUUGUCCUCUCCUCGGUCUGUCUGUGUGGAUGGAACUAUAUAUCUGGUUGCUGACAACACUAAGAAAGUUUACUCUUAUGAUCCAGAGGCAAACAUGUGGCAGAAGGUCCAGCUCCUCCACAUGCUUCAUGAAAAUGGCGGCCUAGUGACGCUUGACGGAAAGCUAUUUGUCACCGGAGGUCAUUGGAAAGGUAUGGAGGGGGACUACGGGGUGGAAGUGGAGAUUUACAACCGAGCGUCCAACACCUGGGAGGUGGAGUGCUUCCUGCCAAAACUUUGGUUUUACAGCGGAGUCUGCACCAUCUUCCUCGAUCCGUCUCAGUGGCCUGAGAUUUUCCCCACAGAUUCAACAUAGCGGCCUCGUGAUGGAAGGAGUUCACAGAGACAUGCUACUAUGAUAUGUUACAGUGCAAAUGGCAUGUUGAUCCCAGGAUGUCAUUGUGCUCUAGAAUAGUGUGUUACACUUGCUUACGUAGCUGCACAGCAGGUGUUUAUUUAUACUUUGUAUCAUGUGUUUGAGAUCUGAUUUCAAUUCUGUGCUAUCGAAUGGUGCUUGUGGAUCAUUAAAUCUUAAAGUUUGUAAAAAAAUAAAUAGUUUUUGAGGUAUUGUUUUGAUGAUGA
Messenger RNA from Larimichthys crocea (large yellow croaker), 2501 nucleotides. RefSeq names its product kelch-like family member 30 (gene klhl30). The coding region runs from base 436 to 2235 and encodes 599 amino acids. The transcript is spliced from 8 exons. The record is from RefSeq and is a predicted model, not a curated record. NCBI's taxonomy places the organism in Eukaryota, Metazoa, Chordata, Actinopteri, Sciaenidae. Gene Ontology annotation, molecular function: protein binding.